UCCCUUCUACUUCUUACACCACAUAUCCCACGAAACAACUAACCUAUAUAACAAAAGUAACAUAACUACAGAAAUAAAAAUUCAAAUGGCCAACGAAUCCAACGUCCAAAACAAAAACACAAGUGUUAUUAGCAACGGAUCACUAGCUCAAGCUCACAAUGACGAGGAAGAGGCCGAGAGCUAUGCUUAUGCGGGUCAAAUUCUAAACUCUUGUGUGCUACCCAUGGUCUUGAAUGCCACCAUUGAGUUGGGUGUGCUCAAGAUCAUCUGUGGCGAGGCCGGCUCGGCCGGUCUCUCGCCUACCGAGUUGGCAGCCGCGAUCAAGGCCACUAACUCGGAAGCUCCGGUCAUGCUUGACAGGAUGCUGCGUGUCCUAGCUACAUACUCUGUAGUGAGCUGCGACGUUGUGUACGACGCAGAUGGUGGAGUCGAGAGGCGCUAUGGUCCAGCGCCUGUGACCAAGUGGUUCGUGCCUGAUCAAGAUGGGGUGUCAUUGACCCCCAUGUUGAAUUUGGCUAUUGAUAAAGUCUACCUCUCCAGUUGGAGCAAGUUAAAAGAGGCAGUAUUAGAUGGAGGGAUCCCAUUUAACAAGGCACAUGGAAUGCAUGCAUUUGAAUACCCUAGUGUGGAUCCAAGGUUUAAUGAGAUUUUCAACAAAGCAAUGUAUCAAACAACACACACUAUCAAGAAAAUCCUCCAAAUAUACAAAGGUUUUGAGAACAUCCAACAACUUGUUGAUGUAGGAGGAGGUCUUGGACAUAGUAUUCAUGCCAUUACAUCUCAAUAUCCCUCCAUUAAGGGAAUCAACUUUGAUUUGCCUCAUGUUAUUCAACACGCCCCUUUGUUGCCUGGUGUAGAGAACGUUGGUGGAGAUAUGUUUGAGAGUGUUCCAAAGGGAGAUGCUAUCUUCAUGAAGUGGAUCCUUCAUGACUGGAGUGAUGACCGUUGCCUAGUACUGUUGAAGAACUGCUAUAAGGCCUUGCCGGACAACGGGAAGAUUAUCAUCGUCGAGACGAACAUCACUGACAAGCCAGAGACGACGAGCAUUGCAAGAGCGAUCAGCCAGAUAGAUGUAAGCAUGAUGACACAAAACCCAGGAGGAAAAGAGAGGACUAGGAGAGAGUUUGAGGCCUUAGCUAAGAGAGCUGGUUUUGUUGGUGUUAAGUUUGAUUGUUAUGUUGACAAAUUUUGGGUUAUGGAAUUUUGCAAAUAAUUUGAGGGAUCCAAUUGUAAAGUUUUCCUCUUGAUCUUUAUGCUGGGAUUUUGUUUAAACUGUUGUUACAAUGUAAUGAUUUAAUCCAAGUGUACUUAUAUCUUGUUAUAACUUAUAUCUAUGGAAAUAAGAGGUGUCGAUCAG
Beta vulgaris subsp. vulgaris (sugar beet) is the source of this 1357-nucleotide messenger RNA. Its product is annotated as caffeic acid 3-O-methyltransferase. The coding region runs from base 86 to 1213 and encodes 375 amino acids. The transcript has 4 exons. The record is from RefSeq and is a predicted model, not a curated record. NCBI's taxonomy places the organism in Eukaryota, Viridiplantae, Streptophyta, Magnoliopsida, Caryophyllales, Amaranthaceae. Gene Ontology annotation, biological process: methylation. Gene Ontology annotation, molecular function: protein dimerization activity; O-methyltransferase activity; S-adenosylmethionine-dependent methyltransferase activity.